AUGGACAUUGGCUCAGCAAUUUUAAUAAUUGGCUUUGCUGCUCUUGUUGCAGCCUUCCUCCUUCUGGUUAUUGGACUUGUGUACUCUGAGCUGAUGAAUUCAGACAUUCCUCGUGGGGUUGCAAAUAGUGGGAAACUACACAUGGUUCAUGGUUUAUAUGUUGGCAUAGCAAUUGUGGGCCGGAUCCUGCAUCGUCUGGGCAUUUGUCAUCAGGUCAGCUUUAUCCGAUGGUUCGUGUCCUGUUUUCUGACUUGCUCAAAGCCAGUUCCUGCAGGUCUGCGAGUGAAGGACCUGAAGUUUUCUGAGGUGCCAGUGCGAGUCUAUGAACCUACCACUGUCUGUAAUGGCUUGAGAAGAGGUCUUGUGUAUUUCCAUGGAGGAGGAUGGGUGUUGGGCUGUAUAGAUUCUGUUGAUGAAGUCUGUCGACACAUCGCCAAGAAGUCUGACACCACUGUUGUUUCUGUUGGGUACCGAUUAGCCCCUGAGCACAGGUACCCUGCCCAGCUGGACGAUUGUGAGACAGCGACGUGUCACUUCCUGUCUGUUGCUGAGGCAGAGUUCAGCGUGGACCCUCACAGAGUGGCAGUCGGAGGGGACAGCACUGGGGCUAACCUGGCAGCCGCACUGUGCCAAAGGCUGGCACGGAGAGAGGACGGACAUCUGCCAUUCCCCUGCGCUCAGGUCCUCAUCUACCCAGCCCUGCAGAUGGCAGAUUUCAACCUGCCUUCGUACCAGCAAAAUCAUGCUGUGCCCAUAUUGUUUCGUGGACGGAUGGCAUUCUACUUCCUGCAGUAUGUCAGUGGGGACAUGUCUGUGUGCCAAGAUGUGCUGGAAGGCAACCAUGUCCCCACUGAGCUCAGGCCACGCUACGAGGCGUGGCUCUCCCUGUCCAACUUACCCCCCGAGUGCCUCGCCCGGGGCUUCAGUGAGCAACCAACCCCAGAAUAUGAUGGGGAGCUGUAUCACAUAAUCAAAGCAGGUUUGGAUCCCGAGGUCUCACCUUUACUGGCAGAUGAUGCUGUAAUUCAGAAAACUCCACCUACAUUUAUUCUCACCUGUGAGUAUGAUGUCCUGAGGGAUGAUGGGAUUCUUUACAGGAAACGGCUGCUGGACUUGAAAAAAGAUGUCACCUGGCAACACGUGAUGGAUGGCUUUCAUGGAAUGAUUAACUUCCUUAACCAGGGCUGGCUCACCUUUCCCUCUGCACUGCAGGUUGUGGAUGGUGUCGUCAACUAUGUGAAAACACUGUGA
This is a messenger RNA of Toxotes jaculatrix (banded archerfish), 1251 nucleotides long. RefSeq names its product arylacetamide deacetylase-like 4 (gene aadacl4). Gene Ontology annotation, cellular component: membrane. The transcript is spliced from 4 exons. Bases 1 to 1251 code for a protein of 416 amino acids. The record is from RefSeq and is a predicted model, not a curated record. NCBI's taxonomy places the organism in Eukaryota, Metazoa, Chordata, Actinopteri, Toxotidae. Gene Ontology annotation, molecular function: carboxylic ester hydrolase activity.